Molecule: messenger RNA, 1161 nt
Organism: Dothidotthia symphoricarpi CBS 119687
Lineage: Eukaryota; Fungi; Ascomycota; Dothideomycetes; Pleosporales; Dothidotthiaceae
Product: peptidyl-tRNA hydrolase
Exons: 2
Coding region: 145-732 (195 amino acids)
Cellular component (GO): cytosol; mitochondrion
Molecular function (GO): peptidyl-tRNA hydrolase activity
Source: RefSeq, a predicted model, not a curated record
GGGCAGUCCCCCAACACCAUGCAAACAGAAACAGUGCUUUGAUAAGAAGUGUCUAGUGCCUCGACUUGUGGAUUUCAGAUCUUUGCCAUCAUCUCUCGACCAUCUCUCCACAAACAUAUCGAAAACCCCACACACAAAGCUAAAAUGCAGCAAGAAGGCCCAUCAACCGCGAACAUCGCAGCCGCAUGCGCCCUGAUGGGAGGCGUAACAGGCUACUUUCUCGGACAGGCCAAAUCAUUGGGUCUGUUUGGCGGCAGUGCUGUUUCUGAGCCUACACUGGAAAAGGGCGAGAAAGAGGAGGAUUCAGACUCCAGCGAUGAGGACAAUGAAGAGGAAGACGACACAGCGCCUGCUGAAUUCCCAGGUCACACUGAGGAAUGCAAGAUGGUGCUGGUGGUAAGGACAGACUUGGGCAUGACUAAAGGCAAGAUUGGUGCGCAGUGCGGUCACGCAACAUUAGCCUGCUACAAGCACUUCCUUCGACACGCCCCAGACUCAGCUAUCCUCAAGCGAUGGGAGCGACUCGGUCAGGCAAAGGUGGCACUACAGGUCAAGGGUGAGGAGGAGCUGGAGAUACUACAGGCUCAGGCAGUGAGCUUGGGGCUGGUGGCACAUAUCAUCCAUGACGCAGGUCGAACUCAGAUCGCGAGCGGCAGCGCGACGGUGCUGGGCAUUGGGCCUGCGCCAAAGGGAGUGAUAGACCAGGUCACCGGCCAUCUGAAGCUGCUGUAGAUACCAUGCAUCGUUCACUCAGCAUGCAUAGACAUUCACUUCACAGAAGGAAACGAGGCGUGUUCGGUAUGUAGCCAACUGGGUUUGUCCCAAGCGUCAUGGGCCGACGGCCUAGCAAAAGGGAACAGGAAUCAGUCUGCCUGGCACGCGCCUUCCACCGAGCUCAAACCCGAAGGUGAACUCAGGCCUCUAGCAACGCGCCGACUUGCUCUCCAACCUGUCGUCCGGAAAUUGACAUCAUGGGGAUUUGAUGGCUCCAUAGAACGGACGAACUGCCAGCUCUCAACCGAACACGCCCCGAAAGACGGACGGGAAAACUGGCACAGGUCGUUGGUGAGAGAAGCUUGAGGGAGACGCGUAGAAAUUUAUUUUGUACCCUCGCGGAAGUGGAGCCGGCUAGUAGCUAGUGGCUUGGCAAUGUAUCCGCUC